Symbiodinium sp. CCMP2592 is the source of this 1326-nucleotide messenger RNA. NCBI's taxonomy places the organism in Eukaryota, Dinophyceae, Suessiales, Symbiodiniaceae. The record is from the annotation of a GenBank genome assembly.
AUGCAUGUUGGCCUUGCUGGCUCGAGCUUUUUGCCAGUCUCCGGCAUGAUGCCGCGUCCGAGUUCGCAUGGGAUCCUGCUCCUCUCGCUGUUUCAUCCCUCUGAUUCUUCGCUCUCGCUCUGUUGGAGCGCCCCUGACUGCGUCGACCGCCUCAGAAGUCACCCGAAGGAUGCCAAGGCUUGGGGCGAGCUGGGCUUCUACGGAGGGGGCAUUAUCGGCUCCCGGCAUUUCUCUCCGAAAGACUGCGAACUUCGAGCCCUGGAGCUGGAUGCGACGGUCGCCGCCUUUUGGUACAACUUGGGAGUCAUCGGCGGCGGCCGAACAGAGGGGAGGUGGUAUUCCGAAAAGGCCUGCUUUCAGAAGGCCCUGGGCCUAGAUCCCAAGGACGCCAACGCCUGGGACGAGCUGGGAGCCGUGGGAGGUGGCCGAGUGAAGGGGAGGGAUCACAGCCCAAGAAACUGCUUCGAGAAGGCCCUGAAGAUCGAUCCACAUCAUGCAGGAGCCUGGUAUAACCUAGGUCUGCGGGGUGGUGGUUUGGUCAGAGGGCUGGGAUACAGCACCCCGGCACAAUGCUAUGCCAAAGCCAGCGAGGGUCGCGAUAGGAAGCUGGAGGUGGAUCUUGAUAGCUUAUCCGAUGCCGUAAAACAAGAAGACUUCCGGAAUGUGGCCGCAGAGCUUCUGCUGGGGAACUCGAAGCUCGAUUUCCGCGAGCAGAUGACGGAGCUCUUCCGUCUUUGCCACCCGGCCACUGCCGAAUGUCUGGAGAACGGCAAGGCACAGACUGCUUAUUGGCACGGGGAGUUGGCCAGAAAGCUGCCUGAAGCACCUUCCAUGGUGUCGGCCAUAGUGCUGCAGGGCGUGAUCCUGGAGCUCCAGAAGCCCCAGCGGGGUAACACAUCCUUCAGCCGCAGCUUGCUGAGCCAGGCCGUCUGUAUGGCCCAGGUGCGUUGGGCAAGGAGUGAACGGCGCCUUGCCACCGACAAGGCUCCAGAAGCUUCCGGCGACCCUUGUGAUGAGACCGAGCCGAUGCGCCUCUGGAGCACGGAGCCUGCGGUCAACCCCCGAGGAGGACACAUGAUGGGGUGUGCUCUCGCCGCCGGCACCAUACUGGCAGCAUCCGUCUCUCUGGUCUUCAUUCUUCACCGGAGAGCGAAGUUGGAGAGCUACCAGCCCCUGCCACAGACAGACUGGGAAUUCCUACAUACAGAAGGUGCUGGGCCAGGUGGGGCGCGAGCAGGUGCAGUGCAGGAGGUCCGGGAAUUACCCGAUCAUCUACUGCAUCCGCUGCAGCGCUUUCACACAUUUCAGUGCUUCCCUGGGGUGUGA